AUGUCAGAUCCAACCCAAUCAUCAACUCCUCUGUCAUCUAUUAAUCUCAAUAUCAAUAAAUAUCCCCGAAUAAUCAUUCAAUAUUGCCAUCAAUGUAAAUGGCAAAAUCGAGCAAUUUGGUAUUUACAAGAAUUCUUACAAACUUUUGCAUCAUCUAGCACUCUGGAAAUUAAAAUUUAUGAUAUUAGUAUUCAACCAAUUUUUGAUUUCCCAGGAGUCUUUCAAAUCAUAUUACAAAAGGAAUCCACAAAUAAUAAAAUGGAGACGAAAAUCAUUUAUAGAAGAAAAUUUAAAAAUGAAGAGAAAUAUCAUAAUGAAAAUCAAGGAGAUUUCGUGUUUGAUGGAUUCCCUGAUAGUAAAUUUUUAAAGAAAUUGAUUAAAAUGGAAUUGGGGCCCGAAUUAUCAAUUGGUCAUCAUUUAGAAAAAUAUAGCGAUGAUAAUAAGUUAUACGAUGGUAACAAUAACGAUAAGAAUGAUGAUUGUAAAGAUUGUAAACUAGAAUCGUAA
This is a messenger RNA of Candida albicans SC5314, 507 nucleotides long. RefSeq lists its product as uncharacterized. NCBI's taxonomy places the organism in Eukaryota, Fungi, Ascomycota, Pichiomycetes, Serinales, Debaryomycetaceae. The transcript has a single exon. The record is from RefSeq and is a predicted model, not a curated record. Bases 1 to 507 code for a protein of 168 amino acids.